Messenger RNA from Salmo salar (Atlantic salmon), 8767 nucleotides. RefSeq names its product acetyl-CoA carboxylase. Gene Ontology annotation, molecular function: ATP binding; acetyl-CoA carboxylase activity; metal ion binding. Gene Ontology annotation, biological process: fatty acid biosynthetic process. Lineage: Eukaryota; Metazoa; Chordata; Actinopteri; Salmoniformes; Salmonidae. The record is from RefSeq and is a predicted model, not a curated record. Gene Ontology annotation, cellular component: mitochondrion.
AUGGCCAAAAGUAACCCAUCAUCGCAUCAUACCACUCCCUACUGUCAAAUGCGCCUCUUGUAGUCACAUUAGCUCCUCAUAAUGUGUUUUAUGUCAUCACCGGUUGGAAAGACAUGUCUGAAACCAGAGUGAAUUAAAUAAGUCACCACCAAUCCUUUGGGAUCAACGAUUCAGGAUUGCUCGUCGGUUUAUUUCUCACGUGUUCGCAGCCUGCCAACGUGGUGACGGUCCAGCCAUGGCACAGCAGGACGCGCCUGCCAAUAAGGCUGCUGCCCCGAACCUUGCUGCGCUGCACUCCAGCUUCAUCAUCGGCUCUGUGUCGGAAGAGAACUCUGAGGAUGAGAUCCUGGGAAAGCCAGACCUGACGCUGGGACUGGAGGAGAAGGAGCACUCCAUAUCCCCCACUUCUAGCCUCAGCUCAGAGAACAGCACCUACGAGAUGGGCUUCGACCACAUCGACAGCCCCCACAUGAGUAAUUUCAGUUGUUCACACAGACCGAGCAUGUCUGGGCUGCACCUGGUCAAGCAGGGCCGAGACCGGCGUCGCAUCGACCUGCAGAGAGAUUUCACUGUGGCCUCCCCCGCCGAGUUUGUUACCCGCUUUGGUGGGAAUAAGGUCAUCGAGAAGGUCCUCAUUGCCAACAACGGCAUCGCAGCGGUCAAAUGCAUGCGCUCUAUCCGCCGCUGGGCGUACGAGAUGUUUCGCAACGAGCGCGCCAUCCGCUUUGUCGUCAUGGUAACCCCUGAGGACCUGAAGGCCAACGCAGAGUACAUAAAGAUGGCCGACCACUAUGUGCCUGUGCCAGGAGGGACCAAUAACAACAACUAUGCCAACGUGGAGCUCAUUCUGGACAUUGCCAAGCGUAUACCUGUGCAGGCUGUAUGGGCUGGGUGGGGUCACGCCUCAGAGAAUCCCAAAUUGCCAGAGCUUCUCAUGAAGAAUGGCAUUGCCUUCAUGGGUCCUCCUAGCCAGGCCAUGUGGGCACUAGGGGACAAGAUCGCUUCAUCCAUCGUGGCUCAGACAGCUGGCAUCCCAACCCUGCCCUGGAGUGGAGCAGGGCUAACAGUAGAGUGGUCAGAGAGUGACCAGAAGAAGAGGAUCAUCAACGUUCCCCCUGAUCUGUAUGAGCUGGGCUGCAUCCAUGAUGUGGAGGCAGGACUGAAGGCUGCGGAGGUGGUGGGCUACCCAGUGAUGGUGAAGGCCUCCGAGGGAGGUGGAGGAAAGGGCAUCCGCAAAGUCAACUGUGCUGAUGACUUCCCCAACCUCUUCAGACAGGUCCAGACAGAGGUUCCGGGCUCACCCAUCUUCGUGAUGCAGCUGGCCAAACACGCUCGUCACCUGGAGGUCCAGCUCCUGGCCGACCAGUACGGCAACGCCAUCUCCCUGUUCGGCAGGGACUGCUCCGUACAGCGGCGACACCAGAAGAUCAUAGAGGAGGCGCCCGCCACCAUCUCCACCUCAGACGUGUUUGAGGAAAUGGAGAGGUGUGCGGUGAAGCUGGCUAAAAUGGUGGGCUAUGUCAGUGCUGGCACAGUGGAGUAUCUCUACAGCCAAGAUGGCAGCUUCUACUUCCUAGAACUCAACCCUCGUCUGCAGGUGGAACACCCCUGUACUGAGAUGGUGGCCGACGUCAACCUGCCUGCUGCACAGCUGCAGAUUUCCAUGGGGAUCCCCUUGCACCGUAUCAAGGACAUCAGAUUGAUGUAUGGUGUCCAGCCCUGGGGAGACUCUAUGAUUGACUUUGAGGGUCUGUCCACGGCCCCCUCCCCACGGGGACAUGUCAUCGCUGCCCGCAUCACCAGUGAGAACCCUGAUGAAGGUUUCAAGCCGAGCUCAGGCACAGUGCAGGAGCUGAACUUCCGCAGUAACAAGAAUGUGUGGGGAUACUUCAGUGUGGCCGCGGCCGGAGGCCUGCAUGAGUUUGCAGACUCCCAGUUUGGCCACUGCUUCUCCUGGGGAGAGAACCGAGAGGAGGCAAUCUCUAACAUGGUGGUGGCCUUGAAGGAGCUGUCGAUCAGAGGAGACUUCAGGACCACAGUGGAGUACCUCAUCAAGCUGCUAGAGACUGAGAGCUUCCAGCACAACACCAUCGACACAGGCUGGCUGGACAGGCUCAUCUCAGAGAAGAUGCAGGCAGAGCGUCCUGACACCAUGCUGGGCAUAGUGAGCGGGGCGCUCCACGUGGCUGACGUCAACCUGAGGAACAGUGUCUCCAACUUCCUGCACUCUCUAGAAAGAGGCCAGGUGCUGCCCGCGCACACUCUUCUCAACACAGUUGAUGUGGAAUUGAUCUAUGAGGGUACUAAGUAUUAUCUGAAGGUGACGCGUCAGUCACCCAACUCUUACGUGGUCAUCAUGAACAGCACCUCGGCCGAGGUGGACGUCCACCGCCUCAGCGACGGGGGCCUGUUGCUCUCCUACGACGGCAGCAGCUACACCACCUACAUGAAGGAGGAGGUGGACCGCUACCGUAUCACCAUUGGGAACAAGACGUGUGUGUUUGAGAAGGAGAACGACCCGUCGGUGCUUCGCUCGCUCUCAGCAGGGAAGCUCAUCCAGUACACCGUGGAGGACGGGGGGCACGUGUUCUCUGGCCAGUGUUACGCUGAGAUAGAGGUGAUGAAGAUGGUGAUGACUCUGACGGCGCUGGAGUCUGGCUGUAUCCACUAUGUGAAGAGGCCCGGUGCCGUGCUGGAGCCUGGCUGUGUCAUCGCCAAGCUGCAGUUAGAUGACCCUAGCAGGGUCCAACAGGCGGAGUUGUACCACGGGGCGCUGCCCGUCAUCCAGGCAGUGGCGUUGAGAGGAGAGAAGCUCCACAGGGUCUUCCACAGCACCCUGGACCACCUUGUGCACGUCAUGAAUGGCUUCUGCCUGCCUGAACUCUUUUUCAGUGGAAAGCUAAAGGAAUGGGUGGAGACGCUGAUGAAGACUCUUCGGGACCCCUCCCUGCCUCUGUUGGAGCUGCAGGACAUUAUGACCAGUGUGUCAGGCCGGAUCCCCCUCGCUGUGGAGAAGUGCAUCAAGAAGGAGAUGGCCCAGUACGCCAGCAACAUUACCUCUGUGCUCUGCCAGUUCCCCAGCCAGCAGAUUGCCAACAUCCUGGACAGUCAUGCUGCCACUCUGAACAGGAAGUCAGAAAGAGAGGUGUUCUUCAUGAACACUCAGAGCAUCGUACAGCUGGUGCAGAGGUACCGCAGUGGCAUCCGUGGUCACAUGAAAGCCGUGGUGAUGGACCUGCUUAGACAGUACCUCAAAGUAGAGGUCCAGUUCCAGAAUGGACACUACGACAAGUGUGUGUUCACACUGCGUGAGGAGAACAAGGGCGACAUGGCCAACGUGUUAAACUACAUCUUCUCACACGCCCAGGUCACCAAGAAGAACCUCCUGGUCACGAUGCUCAUUGACCAGCUGUGUGGUCGUGACCCCACCCUGACUGACGAGCUGAUGGCCAUUCUGACAGAGCUCACCCAGCUCAGCAAGACCACCAAUGCCAAGGUGGCACUGCGUGCCCGCCAGGUGCUGAUCGCCUCCCACCUCCCCUCCUACGAGCUCCGCCACAACCAGGUGGAGUCUAUCUUCCUCUCUGCCAUCGACAUGUACGGGCACCAGUUCUGCAUCGAGAACCUGCAGAAACUGAUCCUGUCCGAGACGUCCAUCUUUGAUGUGCUGCCUAACUUCUUCUACCACAGUAACCAGGUGGUCAGGAUGGCUGCCCUAGAGGUGUACGUACGUAGAGCCUACAUCGCCUACGAGCUCAACAGCGUCCAGCACAGACAGCUAAAGGACAACACCUGCAUCGUCGAAUUCCAGUUCAUGCUGCCUACCUCCCACCCCAACAGGAUGUCGUUCUCGUCCAACCUGAACCACUACGGCAUGGUACACGUGGGCAGCGUGAGUGACGUCCUCCUGGACACUUCCUUCACCCCACCCUGCCAGCGCAUGGGAGCCAUGGUCUCCUUCCGCUCCUUCCAGGAGUUCACCAGGAACAUUAAAGAUGUGAUGAGCUGUUUCUGUGACUCUCCUCCUCCCAGCCCCACCUUCCCAGAGGGAGGGAACCCUGUGCUCUAUGGAGAGGAGGACACCAAGAGUAUCCAAGACGAGCCCAUUCACAUCCUCAACGUGGCCAUCAAGACUGACAGUGACAUCGAUGACGACGGCCUGGCCGCCAUGUUCCGGGAGUUCACCCAGACAAAGAAAUCCCUGCUGUUUGAACAUGGCAUCCGCAGGCUGACCUUCCUGGUAGCUCAGAAGAGAGAGUUCCCCAAGUUCUUCACCUUCCGGUCCAGAGACAAGUUUGAGGAGGACAGGAUCUACCGUCACUUGGAGCCAGCGCUGGCCUUCCAGCUGGAGCUGAACCGCAUGCGUAACUUUGCCCUGACCGCCAUCCCCUGUGCCAACCACAAGAUGCACCUGUACCUGGGCGCUGCCCGCGUGGAGGUGGGCACAGAGGUCACCGACUACCGCUUCUUUGUCCGGGCCAUCAUCCGUCACUCAGACCUGGUCACCAAGGAGGCUUCUUUUGAGUACCUCCACAACGAGGCAGAGCGUCUGCUGCUGGAGGCCAUGGACGAGCUGGAGGUGGCCUUCAACAACACCACCGUACGCACCGACUGCAACCACAUCUUCCUCAACUUUGUCCCCACCGUCAUCAUGGACCCCUCCAAGAUUGAGGAGUCUGUGCGCUCCAUGGUGAUGCGUUACGGCAGUAGGCUGUGGAAGCUCCGGGUGCUCCAGGCUGAGCUGAAGAUCAACAUCCGGCUGACGCCCACGGGCAAACAGAUCCCCAUCCGUCUGUUCCUCACCAACGAGUCAGGCUACUACCUGGACAUCAGCCUGUACAAGGAGGUCACCGACUCCCGUACCGGACAGUUGGGGCCUAAAGACCGACAGAUCAUGUUCCAGGCGUAUGGGGACAAACAGGGACCUCUGCAUGGCAUGCUCAUCAACACCCCCUAUGUGACCAAGGACCUGCUGCAGUCCAAACGCUUUCAGGCGCAGUCCCUGGGCACUACGUACGUCUACGACUUCCCUGAGAUGGUCAGACAGGCUCUAAAGAAGCUGUGGCAGACCACCCAAACCUUCGCCCACCUGCCCAAAUGCCCUUUGCCCUCUGAGCUGCUCACCUUCACAGAGCUGGUCCUGGACCCACAGGGACAGCUGGUGCAGAUGAACCGUCUACCAGGAGGGAACGAGAUUGGCAUGGUGGCCUGGCGGAUGACGCUCAGGACCCCGGAGUACCCGGCAGGGCGUGAGAUCAUUGUGAUCAGUAAUGACAUCACACAUAAGAUUGGUUCGUUUGGGCCGCAGGAGGACCUGCUGUUCCUGCAGGCCUCGGAGAUGUCCAGGGAGAGUGGCAUCCCUCGUAUCUACAUCUCUGCCAACAGUGGUGCCCGCAUCGGCCUGGCAGAGGAGAUCAGACACAUGUUCCAUGUGGCCUGGCAGGACAUGGAAGACCCCUACAAGGGCUUCAAGUACUUGUACUUGACCCCUCAGGACUACAAGAAAGUGUCUGCCCUGAAUUCUGUUUACUGUGAACACAUAGAGGACAAGGGAGAGUCCAGGUACAAGAUCACUGACAUCAUCGGGAAAGAUGACGGUCUGGGGGUGGAGAACCUGAAGGGCUCCGGGAUGAUCGCAGGAGAGUCCUCUCUGGCCUACGACGAGGUCAUCACCAUGAACCUGGUGACGUGUAGAGCCAUAGGCAUCGGAGCCUACCUGGUCAGGCUGGGUCAGAGAACCAUUCAGGUGGAGAACUCCCACAUCAUUCUCACUGGUGCUGGAGCUCUCAACAAGGUGCUGGGUAGAGAGGUGUACACCUCCAACAACCAGCUGGGUGGGAUUCAGAUCAUGCACAACAACGGUGUGACCCACAGCACUGUGUGUGAUGACUUUGAGGGAGUCCACAUGCUGCUGCACUGGCUCUCCUACAUGCCCAAGGACCGAUCUAGUCCUGUGCCCAUCAUCAAUGCCAAGGACCCCAUAGACCGGCUGGUGGAGUUUAUGCCCACCAAGGCCCCCUAUGACCCCCGCUGGAUGUUGGCAGGACGCCCCAGCCAGACUCCAAAGGGCCCGUGGCAGAGUGGGUUCUUUGACCAUGGCUCGUUCUCAGAGAUCAUGCAGCCGUGGGCUCAAAGUGUGGUGGUGGGCAGAGCCAGGCUUGGUGGCAUACCUACUGGAGUGGUUGCUGUGGAAACCAGAUCAGUGGAGCUGUCAAUCCCAGCCGAUCCAGCAAACCUGGACUCUGAAGCCAAGAUCAUCCAGCAGGCAGGCCAGGUGUGGUUCCCUGACUCUGCGUUUAAGACGGCACAGGCCAUCAAGGACCUGAACCGCGAGGGCCUCCCUCUCAUGGUGUUCGCCAACUGGAGGGGCUUCUCUGGAGGCAUGAAAGACAUGUAUGACCAGGUGCUGAAGUUUGGAGCCUACAUCGUGGAUGGGCUGAGAGAGUACCGCCAGCCUGUUCUGGUAUACAUCCCUCCCCAGGCAGAGCUGAGAGGGGGGUCCUGGGUGGUCAUAGACCCCACCAUCAACCCCCGCCACAUGGAGAUGUACGCUGACAAAGACAGUCGUGGUGGAGUGUUGGAGCCAGAGGGGACAGUAGAGAUCAAGUUCAGGAAGAAGGACCUGGUGAAGACCAUGAGAAGGGUGGACCCGGUCUACAUGGGCCUGGCAGAGAGACUGGGUACCCCAGAGCUUGGCCUGCCAGAGAGGAAGGAGCUGGAGACCAAACUGAAGGAGCGGGAGGAGUUCCUGUUACCCAUCUACCACCAGGUGGCCGUGCAGUUCGCCGACCUCCACGACACCCCGGGACGCAUGCAGGAGAAGGGCGUCAUUACGGAUAUCCUGGAGUGGCGGACAUCACGUCACUUCUUCUACUGGCGUCUGAGGCGUCUGCUGCUGGAGGACACGGUCAAGAGGAAGAUCCAGGUGGCCAACAGCGAGCUGACCGAUGGACAGGUCCAGGCCAUGCUGAGACGCUGGUUCGUAGAGGCUGAGGGGACCGUCAAGGCUUAUCUAUGGGACAGCAAUGAGGAGGUAGUGGAGUGGCUGGAGAAGCAGCUGAAGGAGGAGGAGGGCGCCAGGUCUGUCAUCGACGAGAACAUCAAGUACAUCCAGGACCACAUCCUCAAGCAGAUCCGCAGCCUGGUCCAAGCAAACCCUGAGGUUGCCAUGGAUUCCAUUGUGCACAUGACGCAGCACAUCUCCCCUACACAGCGUGCUGAGGUGGUCCGCAUCCUGUCCACCAUGGAUGCCGCCCCGGCCGCCACCUAGAGGGCCUCUCCUCUCCCCAGCAUGGCCCCACUGUCUCAGGUGCAGUGGAACUGUGCCAGAAACUGGGGCUGGUGGAGCCAACAUGGCAGGCCACGGAGGCUGUGCUAUUACUGAUGAAAAUGUUGUCAAUGAUCCUGGAGGGAGGGGGAGAGCUGAGACACAGGGUAAUGGAUUUAUUUAUUCGUAUGAUGUCCAGGGUAAUGCAUUUAUACGUCUUACAGAAUGUGUUAGUUGUGAUAUCUAUGUAAGUACAAAAAUGAUAGACAAAGCCAAGACCAGAAACUAUAUACUGUAUAACUAACAUGAAUGAUAAGCUUGGGGACCACACAAUUGGCCAAGGUGGAAGCAGCUCUUCAUUUGCAAUCAUAUAAUGAGCCUCUGUCCUAUUGGACAGGAAAACAUGCAUUGGGUUUGAGUGUUUUGAUGGCGAUCUUGACAAUAAAAUUGCAGCAGAUUGCUGGGAGGGUUCACGAGGGUGGAGGGUUUGCACACCUUUGCACGGCGCACUUAAUUACUGAUUAAACCCAGGGUAGGAGGUAGAGCGUGGCAUUGUGAUGGGGAUAGCAGGUCGUUCUGCCCUGGGCCUGGAGAGAAGAGACCAGCAGGAGGCAAGAAGAGGGCCCUAUUCAGACCCAACCACCCCCACACAGGCCCUGGGGUGAGCCAUUGGGCAGGCAGGCACACUGAUGCGGAUAGAAUAGCAGCUGUCAGCACCUCUCUGAAUGCACCUUACUGUUCUAUGACUUCCAUUAGGCUUCAGCACAGCUUGUUUUGUAGUAUACUAAAAGACUGACACAAAAGCAGACACUAAUGGUGCCAUAAUGGUUAAGAAUUCCAUUUUUUUCCUCCCAUGGGGUAUAUUUUUUAACAAUAUGUAAAACAUUUAGGUGACUAAUUUAUUAAAAUGGCAAUCAUGUUAAAGAGAACUAAGUAGUGUACACUAUAAUUAUACAUUCAGUAUUACAAAAGGUGUGCUUUUAAAAUGUUCUGUAAAUUUUAGUUUGUUUUGUGACGUACUUUCCAAGGAGAAAAUGGGUCGUCACUAGUUAGCACAGCCAAAAAGUCAUUAUGGCUAAAACCUUGCGUAUUUCUACAAGUUUUAACCACAUGCCUAACCUUAAAGACCAAAAAGCUACAAUAUAGCCAUUUUGACUUUGUGGCUGUGGUAACUAGUGACACAGAAAAUGAUAGUAUUGUGUAAACUUGGUUAUGCUCAUUGAGGAACAGUGAUGGAUCCUGUAGUUUCUUUAUGGCAAAGUGAUGGUGGCCUAGCUGCUGGAGAGCCUCAAAUUUAACAUAAUAUUUGAUUCAAUGUAAGGUAAUUGUAUUUUGCAAUGUAGGAUGACUUCAUGCACAGUGCUAGUCUUAAGUUCUAUUUGUCUAUUGCUGGUAGUCCUGUUACUAAUGAGGUGAUUGGCUGAAUGAGAAAGGUGAAUGUGUUUACUGUAGUGAACUAGAAUUAUUUAAAUUUAAUAAAAUAAAACUUACCUGGUUUGA